Messenger RNA from Colletotrichum chrysophilum, 786 nucleotides. RefSeq lists its product as uncharacterized. The record is from RefSeq and is a predicted model, not a curated record. Bases 1 to 786 code for a protein of 261 amino acids. Gene Ontology annotation, molecular function: RNA binding. NCBI's taxonomy places the organism in Eukaryota, Fungi, Ascomycota, Sordariomycetes, Glomerellales, Glomerellaceae. The transcript is spliced from 3 exons. Gene Ontology annotation, biological process: tRNA modification.
AUGUAUGGACUUGCUCCACCCGGCGAGUACAUCGAGUCUGGUGACGAGGACGAGGACAUUGAAUCAUCCAUCAAGAAAGAGCUUGUCGGUAUGAGCUCUGUCAACCGUAAAGAUUCCAGACGGAACUUUAAGGCUAUCCGCGCUGGUAUUGAGUGUGUCUUCUUCAUGAAAACACGAGACCCCGUUGAACCAGUUGAGCUGUGUCGUCGCAUCUGUCGAGAUGCAGGCGCUUGUCCAGAUUUGAAAGAGCGCAAGACCAAGUACAUCAAUAGGUUGACACCUGUGAGUGCUCUGGACAAGGCCUCAGAGAAUGGUGUAGUAAGGACGGCACGAAAGGCUCUCGCGCCUUGGUUCAGUUUGACAGCGAGCGAGACAGCCAUAGAGAAUGAAGUGGGAGUCAAGAACGAUGUGGCGGGAGCGGAUGGAAACGAGACCGGGCCAGAAAUCAAAUCGGAUGCGAAGCACGCGUACACGUAUGCAAUUCGGCCCUCCAUACGCAGCAACAGCUCCAUCGAGCGUGACGACCUUAUCAAGCAAAUUGCCAGUACUAUCGACCAGAGACACAAAGUCAAUCUCAGCAACCCGGAUAGGGUGAUACUUGUUGAUAUCUUCCAGAGCUACUGCGGCAUGAGCGUUAUCAACGGCAGUGACUGGGAUGGGCUCAGGAAGCUCAACAUUAACGAGAUGUACAAAGCGUCGCCGGGUGCAAAGGGUGCAAAGCCCAAGUCAUCACCCGUCGAGACAGAGAAAAAACCCGAGGAAGAUAUCAUGAGCGAGGCAGCAUGA